GAAUUAGUUUUAAUUAAUUAAUUAAUUAAUAAUAAAGGCUCAAUCCGCGCCAAGUCUAUUACCCCUCUCAAGCUAUUUCUGAAGUCUCAACACGCCCAUAGCCCUGCGCCGAUUCCAGAGCAGUUAUACACACUUUUACCUAUCUGCCGCCGAGCCUGUAAUGGCGGUUGACAAGAGCGCGCUCGGUGAAGGUCAUCAAGCUUGCAUUACACGUUUCUACAAAAUAAUCCUUAGCUGGGACUACUUCCGCCUUCUUAAUGAUUCUGAUAAGCACAGACGCAACAAAAAUGAUCUAACCGGGAGAGCCCUAGGGGUCAGAAAAGUGAAGAACACGUACAGUGACGUUGAUGACUAUAUUGCUACUUUUGAGCCUCUUAUGUUUGAAGAAGCUAAAGCUCAGAUUAUUAAAGGAAAAAAAGAUGACGAUGAAGAAGAAACAGAGUGGGUGCUUGCUAUGGUAGCAGAGAGAAGCGAACUCGACGGGUUUCACUUGCCAAUGGUCAUCUGUAUAGAUGCCGGAUCAAUAAAACAGAAUGAUCUAUUGCUGGUUUCAAAUCAGAAGUUUGAAGAGGGUAAAUCAGUCCCAACAACAUAUGCAUUUGCAUUGGUUGAGCAUCGUCAACAAGAUAAAAUAAAACUUAGGAUGCACUUGAAAGGGGAGUUCAAAGAAUUGAAUACGGACAAACUUGUGGAAUGUUCAAGGCUUUCGAACAUGCGGUAUCUCUUUAGUGAAGUCAAAGGGAAAUUGUUUUUUCUCAAGGUAUGCAAUUUAUCAACUAUCGCCCGUGAAUAUGUUGCUCUGUGGUCUAUUAGCUCUCUUCCAUUUAAGGAUUUAAUUUUAUCUGCAACUCAAAGCAAUUUGAAUGAUGAUCGAGCAUGGAAAAUUUCAAAACCUCUGAAGGAGUUCAUUGAAACCAAUCACAAUAAAUCUCAGCUUGAGGCUAUCAAUGCGGGUCUUUCACGCAACACCUUUGUGCUAAUACAGGGCCCCCCAGGAACUGGAAAAACACAAACUAUCAUUGGGCUUCUUUGUGCAAUUUUGCAUGCAACACCAGCUAAAAUACACUCCGAGAGGGGAAAGUUGAAUACUUUAAAAUGUGGACCACAAUUAUCCAUCCAGGACAAACACAGUCACUGGCUCAAAGCAUCUCCAUGGUUAACUGGACUUAAUCCUCGAGAACAGGAGAUGCCUAAAGACGGCGAUGAUGGUUUUUUCCCGACAUCUGGCAACGAAUUGAGACCAGAACCGGUUAAUUCCAGCCGAAAGUAUCGCGUUCGCGUUCUAAUUUGUGCUCCAUCAAAUUCUGCCCUAGAUGAGAUUGUACUUCGAGUUCUAAAUUCCGGUAUUAGAGAUGAAAAUGACCAUGUCUACAAUCCUAAAAUUGUACGGAUUGGUCUUAAGCCACAUCAUUCUGUUCAGGCAGUCUCCAUGAAUUAUCUGGUGGAACAAAAAAUGGUGGGCCUCGACAUGCAAACUGGUGAUAAACAAAAGCAAGGAGAAACAAAGGAUAUAGAUAGUAUUCGCGCUUCUGUUUUAAGCGAAGCUGUGAUUGUCUUUUCUACUCUAAGCUUUAGCGGUUCUCCCCUCUUUAGUAAAUUGAAUCAUGGUUUUGAUGUUGUCAUAAUUGAUGAAGCUGCUCAAGCUGUAGAACCAUCAACUCUUAUUCCAUUGGCCAAUGGAUGCAAACAAGUUUUUUUAGUGGGUGAUCCAGUGCAAUUGCCAGCAACAGUAACCUCUGAUGUUGCUAAGAAAUUUGGAUAUGAGAAAAGUUUGUUUCAAAGACUGCAGAUGGCUGGCUAUCCAGUGCAGAUGCUGAAGACGCAGUAUCGUAUGCAUCCAGAGAUACGGAGCUUUCCUUCUAGAGAAUUUUAUGACGAUGCAUUAGAGGAUGGACCGGAUAUUGAAGUGCUUACAAAGCGCAAAUGGCAUAAUUAUCGCUGCUUUGGACCCUUUUGUUUUUUUGACAUACACGAGGGCAAAGAGUCUAAGCCCGCGGGAAGUGGCUCUUGGAUGAAUGUGGAUGAGGUGGAGUUUGUGCUUGUGAUUUAUCGUGAAUUGGUAACUAGGUAUCCGGAGCUUAAGUCAAGCUCCAAACUUGCAAUUAUAUCACCUUACAGACAUCAAGUCAAGAUAAUACAACAAAAGUUUCGUGAAAUAUUUGGGGUGGAUUCACACAAAUUUGUUGAUGUGAAUUCAGUUGAUGGAUUCCAGGGGCGUGAAAAAGAUGUUGCAAUCUUCUCAUGUGUCCGAGCAAGUGAAGAUGGACAUAUUGGAUUCGUGGAGGAUUUCCGACGAAUGAAUGUUGCUAUCACUAGAGCUAGGUCCUCCGUCCUGGUUGUAGGUUCGGCAUCAACAUUAAAGAGAGACAAGCAUUGGGGAAACCUGAUAAAAAGUGCAGAGGAGAGAAACGCACUUUUCAAGGUCUCCAAGCCCUACAACGACCUUUUUAAUGAUGAGAAGUUGGCAACAACAUGGGUAACAGACAAAGCACGAGAAGGGAUGCUUGAGACAGAAGCAAGUGAAAUGGAUAUCGAUGGGGGGGCUGCCCUUGAUGCCUAUCAAGAAGGACCUGAGUUGGGAGAUGAAGACAUGGACGUCGGGGGCAAUGAGGAGGACUAGUAAAGAAAAAGACACAGUUAUGUACAGUCACUGGAUCUGGUAUACCACUGGUGACAAUACAAAAUUACUUUCUCAUAUAUAGUACUCACAAAGAACGCUUCAUUCACUCUGGUGUACCUGAUUUUUUGGUAAACAAAUGACACGGUUUUUCACCUCCCAAAAAACAAAGAUUUGGAUUGUGAAGUCAUGUACACGUACAGCUUACAAGUGUCAUUCAGUUUUGUAUAUGCCACAUCUUCAAUAUAUAUAUAGUUCAAACCACCACCACCAUCAUCAUCAUCAUUACCCUAGUGCCUCAAAGGCUCCCACCUACGGUGGGGUCGGAUGUAC
Messenger RNA from Cuscuta epithymum, 2950 nucleotides. NCBI's taxonomy places the organism in Eukaryota, Viridiplantae, Streptophyta, Magnoliopsida, Solanales, Convolvulaceae. The record is from the annotation of a GenBank genome assembly.